GUGUUCAACAGUUCAGCUUCUGGCAAAGGCCAAAAAGAAAUAAUUUCUGAAAUAUUCUUACUUUUUUCAAAGAUGCUAUAUGAGACAUUUCCAGAUGGCCAGUCGCUUCAGGACCUGCUGGGAGCAGAGAAGGGGGUUAUCGCGUGCAGGUGUCCGCGGAUACUUUUUCUUUUUCUUUUUUUUUCUUUUUUUUUUUUUUUUUUCACCAUCCUCGUACGCACUCGCUGUCCUUGCCCCGCCCACUCGUCUCUGUAGUGUCGGCUUAGGGUUGAAAGGGAAAACAUUGCCGAGACCGCUAAUAAUACUAAGGGACUUGUAUAGCGAACUAAUCCUGGUCCUUUAAUAAAACACUUCGAGGCGGUAAACACUUUGAGAGCUUUGACGACAAGUGGAUGAUUUUUUCGAGAAAUAUCCCCCGGUCGGUGAAAGUGUUUUAAGCCCCUUUUAAACAAAGACAAAUAUGGUUAAUGUUUGACAAAAUUUUAAGCAACGUCUUGACGGAUGUAUAAAAAUUUCGUUAAAUUUGGUCAAAGGUUCGCCUUUAUUUCUUUUUGUCCGGUUAAGAGGACAUUUUGGAGAAGCUGGCCCCUGACAAAAAUGUAGAGCAGCUAUGAGUGCUCCUUCCAUUGCUCGCCCUAGCCUAAGGGGAGAGAACGUUGGAGAGACAACUCAUCCACCCCCCCCCCCACCACCACCACAUGCUCGUGGUGAAUCCGUUCUGUAGUGAGCUGACUUGUCCUCAGAAGUAGGAAUCUCUCUCUCACACACACACACUCACACAAACACACACACCAACUCCAGCGCGUAAAGCCACAACAAUAAUAUUCGGGAAGUACGAAUAAACAUCAGACUUUUGGCAGAAUGCCAUGAUUUAUGUAAAUAACAAUAAAAAUGGUCCGAAACACGGCAGACACACAUAUAUACAUCCAAGACACGAAUGAUAAUCUAUUUCCAUCCCACAACCCCUGACCUCUGUAGACACGGUCUAAAAGCCACUGAAGUGUGGCGGCCUGCGCUACCAGCCAGCCUGUCAAGUAAAAACUUAGUCUUCAUACCUGUCCGACAAAAAACCCUCCAGGUACAAUCUCCAUUUCCACCUGUCUGACGAGACGGAUCGCUCACUCACGGAAGGAUGCUAAUAGUGACAUCAAAGAACCACUGUACUUUACGAGGAUGUAGCCCCCAGGCCAUGUUAACUGACUAAACAGUCCUUCCCAAUCAGCUUAAAAUGUUUAUUUUUAACAAACAAGACUGGUAUAACAGAGGCAUCCUCAGCCAUCUUGAGCAGGAACGGAUGUGGAUGGGUGAGCUGUGAAAAUCGAGGAUUUUCCCCACCUGAUGAGAUGACAUGUAACACAGAGUUUAGCUGAAGACGAUGUUUACUGUGGGUAAUCAAGGCCAGCUGGAAAGUAGUAAAUAGUACCCGUGAUUAACACUGUGCGAAGAGUCAUCCACCCUUCCCUCCACUCACGAAGCGAUCCCUGGCCUCAGCUCGUGUAUCCUCCAGUCUCUGUGCUACGAGCGCGAUAUCUCUAAGGUCGAAGGUCAAGUGGUCUAAGUCGCUGAUCGACGGCCACAAAGGUGGAGGGCUGAGUGAGACAAGUGUUGUUGCAUACUUCCGGCGAAGCGCAAAUCGCAUCUGUGAUUCCUUCACAUCGUGAAGCUUUCGGUGCGAGUGCCUUGACACACUUUCUUCAGCUGUCACCGAAUGUCGACACAGUUGCAGCCCUUUGGGGCAGUGUCGUCAACCUUGUAUCUGCUUAUCGCUGGAGUUGAUGUGAGACAUGAAGGACACGUGAAAAGGGCCGGCAUGUAGAAGAAAUUAACUAUGUAACAACAAUUUGAACACCAAAAAAAAAAAAAAAAAAAAAAAUCUCGAAUGACAUUAGAGAAUACGAAGACUUUAUUCAAUAGGGAAAACGCCAUCUUGAAAGGGAUGGAGGUAAACACAUAACAUCAUAACAUUUAUGACAAAUUUUCAGUUUAUUAUACAUUGAUAAACUGAGUGAGAGAAAGAGACACUUCCUUCAAAGAAAAAUCUUGCGGACGAUGAAAUCCACCCGCUCGCAUCGCUAUUACCGGUUGUGAAGCGCGUUCGGUCGACGGAAAGAGCCCAGGCGUAGCUCGCUCCCAGGCGCUGCUGCUCGCUACAUAUGAGUAUUUCCGAGGCGCUUCCCACAUCCCAGGGAAAAGAGGCUCGGGACAAGCGAAAACGGAGAGGCAAACAGUUGCAAUAAAACAAAGUAACACAAAAUAAUAAAAUAUUUAGUUAAAACAAAGAAGAUUGAUUUACAACCUAACAUAAAAUAACCAGAGAUAAAAAGGAUUGAAAAAAAUUAACAUUUACUGCAAUGGUAACUCAAUAAUAAAACUUUGAAAUUCAAAUCUUUUAAACUCGAUAUGGAACAUGUAAAGGCUUAAAAAAAAAAAAAAUACUGAUCCGCUGUUUACUACACAGGUGUUACACAAUAAAACUGGGCGGGUGGGAGGGGGCAAGGGGGUAGUAAACUGCCGUUACGACAUCGACGUCACAACAUUGGCCUCAAGUUGUUUUCCUUCCCGAAAGAGUUCCAAAGCUUUUGUAACAUACACGUUUUAAGCAGUAUAUAGUGUGAUAUAAAAUACUAUACCUUCCAACCGAUUACGAUUUAGCAUAUGCUUAAAUUAUUGCUUAUUUUUUACACAUUGUUUUGUUCACUUGGCAGCCAUAAGGAGUUUUGUUUUCUGCUUUACCUCAAGACAAUGCUGCAAUCUUCACACAAAAAUAAAACAAUCUAAAAAUAGAUCAGUUACGGCGAGCAUAUAUAGCUACUUAAUUAGCGUGCUGAUAAGUUUUUGGAGAAGAUGAUUACACAAUGUCAAUAUUAAAACGUAAGCGUAAAAAUGUAAACGUGUUGCAAAAUAUAAAAGCAUAGCUUUAAAUAGAUGUUUUACUAUAUAUACUUCGACAUAGAUUAAUUAAGAUUUUUCUCAUGUAUAUUUUUACAGUAAACUCAAAAAGAAGACCUCCAAGCCAAGAGAAAAAGGAUUUUUAAAAAUUUAAACAUUUACUGCAAUGGUGAAACAAAAAUAAUAAAACUAGAGUUACAGAAGCAUAUAUCACUAUAAUUAUCAAGGUAAUAAGUUUUCGCAGAAAGAUAGUAUGAUGUAAUUUUUUUUAAGCGUAAACGUGUUACAAAAUAAGUUAUAACAGUCCCCUAAACGCAUAGGUUUUAGAAAGAUUUUUACUAUUUCAUAUUAGGGUUUUUAUCCAUGUAUGUUUUUACGAUAAAUUCCAAACUGUUGCCAAUGUUUAACGGGGAAAACCCAUUCGCACCCUCAAAUAAUAGGUUUUCCACUGCAGUAAUUGGUGGAAAUUUGCACAAAAUUAAAAUUACAUUUAUGAAGUGUACAAAACAGGGAACGUCAAAUGCUUAAUACAAUUAUCUAUUAAAUAAUUUUAUUCAUUGAAAAUAAUGUUCAAAAGGCUAUAACCGAUCAACCCCCCACCACCACCAUUCACUGAAGGGCUCGCACGUGGUAGAAGCAUUUUUUUCAUAGCGCAUUUUUACGUAGUAUUCUUUUCUGUGGUGAGUAUAGUUUUUCAGUUCUUAAUUAAAGAAGUAUAACAAUUUAAGUGGGUUAGUUCUAGGCUAAAUAAAUCAGCUCGAUUAGUAAAUGAAGGUAUACGUGCUUCCUCCGAUGCUGAAAUGAAUUGAAACUUUUACGAUCUCGAGUGAAUUUUAAUAGUAAUGUCUCAACUAGAUGAUCGAAUAGAUACGUUCCCUUUACAUGUACACCGAGCUCUUACAAUAAUGUACUUGAAAUUUACAUAGAAUAACUAUAAGCUGUUUAUAACUAAGAAGACAUUAUAUUAAUUUCCAUCACGUAGGAUGCAGCUGUCAUUCCUCGAACAUUAAAGCGACUAUAUUUUGUAAACAGCUGCCAAAUGUUACAUAAGGCAAAAGUGAAAGCAGCAGUUGUAAUAUAUGAAUGACAGUAUUGCAUUAGAUGUAUUCUUUGUCAGUUUAGACAAUGGAAACAUCUUUUAAAACUUCUAAGAGACCAACUGCCUAUAAUGUCUUCUGCAGUGAGAGGCUUAAGGAAAACCGACAUGCACGUUUCCAGUCUGAGGACUGGGGAAAGCAGUGGAGGAGCCUGUCCGAAGACGAGAAAAAAUAUUAUGAAGAUAUAGCUUUCACAUUAAGAAACAAAAGUCUUGAUGUGAAUGCCCUGUUAAAAAAGAUUAAAAACAUUACGACUGUGCUUCGAGAAAAUCAGGAGGAGGUCAGGAAGGCAGCUGGUAUAGAAUCCAUGUGCACACUUGUGUACAAGGAUGGUUCCUUGUCAUGCACUGGAUUUGGCUGCCUUGGGAACCUCCUGAGCGACCGAAGAACUUAUCAGAAGCUUAUGGAGUUCGCAAACAUUGCUUCUUCAAAUAGCGUGAAAGAGUCUAUUAAAGAAUUAAGGGAGAAGGUGGCAUUUGAAAAUGUCCAAAAUUGCAAAAUCUCAACUGGGGCUGACCCAGUUUCCCUAUAAGAGGGCAGAGAAGGGGGAUUUUCUUGUAACAGGAGUUCCCCCUAGCCUCCUCCCUCUCCAGCCACCAGCAAAACUGGCGACCAAACAGCUACAAGAGCUGCUUAUGAAGUGAUUGUGUCAGUCGCCAGCCAGCCUCCCAACAGGACCUUGCAGAUCAGCCCUCAACCAAGUGGU
Pomacea canaliculata is the source of this 4692-nucleotide messenger RNA. RefSeq lists its product as uncharacterized. The coding region runs from base 4015 to 4518 and encodes 167 amino acids. The record is from RefSeq and is a predicted model, not a curated record. The transcript is spliced from 6 exons. NCBI's taxonomy places the organism in Eukaryota, Metazoa, Mollusca, Gastropoda, Architaenioglossa, Ampullariidae.